GGCAAGGAAUUCUCAAUACAAAUAUUCACCUGCUCUCACUGCAAAGUGCAAACCACGUUUCGCCGCCGCGUCGCCGCCGUCGUCCUCCCACACUUUGCUUCACUAGGGCCAAAAUGGUCGCCGCUGCCAUGUCCGCCGCUACCUGCAACCCCGGCCGCCACCUGAAACAAACCAUUUCCGUCAGCCGGACCUCUCCAACGAACCCGUUUUUCACGAACGUCUCCUUCCCGUCGAACUCCGCUGCCGGAAAGCCAGUCUCCAUCACGUGCUCAUCCACCACUCUCCAUACUUCGUCCUCCACCUCCUCCGCCGAUGCCUCUUCAGAUCGCGUGUUCAACUUCGCCGCCGGCCCCGCCACGCUCCCCGAGAACGUCCUUCUCAAAGCCCAAUCGGAGCUCUACAACUGGAACGGCUCCGGCAUGUCCGUCAUGGAGAUGAGCCACCGCGGGAAGGAGUUCAUGUCCAUCAUCCAAAAAGCCGAAUCGGAUCUCCGAUCGCUCCUCAACAUCCCGUCGGAUUACUCUGUCCUCUUCCUCCAGGGCGGCGCCACCACCCAAUUCGCCGCCGUCCCUCUCAAUCUCUGUACCCCCGACGACGCCGUCGAUUACAUCGUCACCGGAUCCUGGGGCGACAAGGCCUUCAAAGAAGCUUCCAAGUUCUGCAACCCUAAAACCAUCUGGAGCGGCAAAUCCGACAAGUACACCAAAAUCCCCAAAUUCGAAACCCUAGAUCACACCCCCAACGCCAAGUAUCUCCACAUCUGCGCCAACGAAACAAUCCACGGCGUCGAAUUCAAGGAUUACCCCACCCCCGCCGGAGACGCCAUCCUCGUCGCCGACAUGUCGUCCAACUUCUGCUCCAAACCCGUCGACGUCACUAAAUUCGGUCUGAUCUACGCCGGCGCACAGAAAAACGUCGGCCCCUCCGGCGUCACAAUCGUGAUCGUCCGAUCCGAUCUGGUCGGCAACCCGCAGCCAACCACGCCGGUGUAUCUGGACUACAAGAUCCAUGUGGACAACAGUUCCCUGUACAACACGCCCCCAUGCUUCGGCAUUUACAUGUGCGGGUUGGUCUUCGACGACCUGCUCGCGCAGGGCGGUCUGGCGGAGGUGGAGAAGAAGAACGAGAAGAAGGCCGGGAUUCUUUACGACGCCAUUGAUGGGAGCAAAGGGUUCUACAGGUGCCCUGUGGAGAAGACCGUGAGGUCUCUGAUGAAUGUCCCUUUUACCCUGUCGAAGCCAGAACUGGAGGCAGAGUUCAUCAAGGAGGCAGCUAAGGAGAAAAUGGUGCAGCUGAAGGGACACCGAUCCGUCGGCGGAAUGAGGGCUUCGAUUUACAAUGCCAUGCCGCUGGCCGGAGUGGAGAAGCUAGUGAGUUUCAUGAAGGAUUUUCAGGCGAGGCACGAUCACUGAGAGAAGGAGGAGGAGAGAUUUUAGUAUGGUAUGCUUUCGUUUUCUAUGUGUUGUUUUGUUGCUUAAGUGAGUUUUGUUUUCUUGUAGCAUUGUUCUUGAUUUUUCCGAGAGUACUUAUUACAUGGAUGCUUGGUUUUGAUUGAGGGAGGGAUGUUUAGAAGAGUAGUAGGAGGUGAUCUGGUGGUCUUAUGCUUAGUUCAAGUUUUACGAAUAAACAAACAAUUCAUGAAUUGAAAUGUUUAUGGUUUCGCUAUGCAUCAGAGUUCUUGAAAUGGUUUGUGUUUGUGAUGCUGCUGCUGUUGAGGUUAAUAGUAGUUUUGUGUUGUUGGA
Messenger RNA from Andrographis paniculata, 1742 nucleotides. RefSeq names its product phosphoserine aminotransferase 2, chloroplastic-like. The record is from RefSeq and is a predicted model, not a curated record. Bases 114 to 1412 code for a protein of 432 amino acids. Gene Ontology annotation, biological process: L-serine biosynthetic process. Gene Ontology annotation, molecular function: pyridoxal phosphate binding; O-phospho-L-serine:2-oxoglutarate transaminase activity. The transcript has a single exon. Gene Ontology annotation, cellular component: cytoplasm; chloroplast stroma. NCBI's taxonomy places the organism in Eukaryota, Viridiplantae, Streptophyta, Magnoliopsida, Lamiales, Acanthaceae.